Messenger RNA from Neopsephotus bourkii (Bourke's parrot), 967 nucleotides. RefSeq names its product StAR related lipid transfer domain containing 7 (gene STARD7). NCBI's taxonomy places the organism in Eukaryota, Metazoa, Chordata, Aves, Psittaciformes, Psittacidae. Gene Ontology annotation, molecular function: lipid binding. The record is from RefSeq and is a predicted model, not a curated record. The transcript is spliced from 8 exons. Bases 98 to 952 code for a protein of 284 amino acids.
CACCGGAGGAGGAGGAGGCGGUGGAGGGGGGGGGUGGUGGUGGUGGUGGUUCUGGCUGCUCCGGGGCCGCCUCGCGUUCGCCGCCACCGGCCGGCUCAUGGCCACCCUGGCCGGGGUGUUCGUGUGGGACGGGCAGCGCAUCGAGGAGGAGGAGCUGCAGCGCUCUGCGCAGGAGAUGAAGCACAUGGAGAGCAUUUCCAGCCUGUUCCAAGGGGAUUCCCAGCGCCUGGAUCCCCGCGGGGAGCAGCCAUGGGAGAUGAUCAUGGACAAGAAGCACUUUAAGCUCUGGCGGCGCCCGAUCGAGGGCACCCACUUGUACCAGUACCGAGUGUUCGGCUCCUACACGGAUGUCACCCCCCGGCAGUUCUUCAAUGUGCAGCUGGACACUGAAUACAGGAAGAAAUGGGACUCCCUGGUCAUCAAACUGGAUGUGAUCGAGAGGGAUGUGGCCACUGGCUCCGAAGUGAUCCAUUGGGUCACGCACUUCCCGUAUCCCAUGUACUCCCGGGACUACGUCUAUGUGCGGCGGUACAGCGUGGACCAGGAGAACAACCUCAUGGUGCUGGUCUCCCGGGCUGUGGAGCAUCCGAGUGUCCCGGAAGAUCCCGAGUACGUUCGGGUCAGGACCUAUGAAUCCCAGAUGGUGAUCCGGCCCCACAAAACCUUCGAUGAGAAUGGGUUUGACUACCUGCUGACCUACAGCGACAACCCCCAGACCGUGUUCCCCCGCUACUGCCUCAGCUGGAUGGUCUCCAGUGGAAUGCCGGAUUUCCUGGAGAAGCUGCACACGGCGGCGCUCAAGGCCCAGAAGCUGGAGCUGGAGGUGCGGGAUUACCUGGCUGCCAAGGGGCUGGAGGGCAGCGACGGGAAGGCACCGGCACCGGCACCGGCACCGGCACCGGAGCACAAGGGCGAAGGGAGCCGCAGCCCCGCACAGCUCGAAUACGCCUGAGGAGCCCAUGGGGAU